Messenger RNA from Drosophila ananassae, 1770 nucleotides. RefSeq lists its product as uncharacterized. The transcript is spliced from 3 exons. Lineage: Eukaryota; Metazoa; Arthropoda; Insecta; Diptera; Drosophilidae. The coding region runs from base 85 to 1734 and encodes 549 amino acids. The record is from RefSeq and is a predicted model, not a curated record.
CUUUGUUUUAUAGCCUGAUAAGUCAUAAAAAGAUUAUUGAUUCAAUGGCCAAAGAAAACUGCAAUUCUUUGGUGGACUUUCAAAAUGCUUGGACUGAAGGCCUCCUCCCACCUGGUGGUUCUCCUCUUAACGCUCUACUGGACAGACUGCAGUUGGGCAAUUGUUUGCUACCAUUGCGAUUCAAUUGCCUUGCCGGAAUGUUCCCAGACCCUCGGAGAGGUGGGUGUUCUACCCUAUAUCGACUGCCCCACCGAACUGACGUGUGCCAUGUCCAUUGUUGACUCCAUUACGUAUCGUGGCUGUGCCGCCAAUACUCCCACAACCGGAGCCACCUACUCCAAGAGCUGCUCCUCAAACCUCUGCAACACUGGAGUCUAUCCACCAGGACGUCUCAAGUGUCAUCAUUGCGCUGGAUCGGAUUGUGUUGCAUCUCCUGUUGGGAAACCCAAACCAUGUCGCUACCAUCUGGAGGAGGAUCAGUGUUAUACCGAUGUCAUAACUUCCUCUGAAGCCUACAGAGGAUGUGUUUCCGAGCAGAAUCACACGCUCUCCAGUGCCGCAAAGCUCUGCGAGAUCAAUGGCUGCAAUGAGGAGCAAGGUGUCAGGACACAGAUCUGUGCCACUUGUGACUCAGAAGCUGGAAGGGGCUGCAAGAUUGAUCUCUUCCAGGUGAACACCGGCAAGUGCAAUGUGAGCAUGUACGAAGAGUGCCAGCAGGAGGUGCUUUUGGGUGAGUCGGAAGACAAGUACUGCUUUAGCUAUCGAAAGCUCAACCGAGUGGUGCGAGGCUGUUCCACACAGCUGCCCGUAGAUCUGCAGCCGCAUCUGGAAGAGCUGGAUAAGUGCCGGGAUAGUGACAAUUGCAACGCAGGAUGCAUUACCCAGCAACGAUGUUUUACGUGUAACUCCGUGGAUCAGACUCUAUGUAGGACGAAUGUUACGGCGAUUAGCAAUAGCACCUGUGGCUCAGCAGAAGCCUCCUCCUGCUUUUCCUGCGAGUACGACGACUGGAGUAUCCAGCGGGGAUGCGGAGCACCGCCUAGUAAUCCCGGCAUUCUCAACUGCUACGAAUGCGACGGGACUGGAUGUAACAGAAAAGAUUUCACCCGCUGCUAUCGCUGCAACACCGAUCAGACAGGAGCCGGAUGCGCCAAUUGGGAAGUACCUGGAGGAAUCUACAUUGACGAGUGUGUCGAGCCAGGAGCCUCAUGUCUAACGGCUACAUUCGUCAAUGGCACCACUUCAAGAGGCUGCCAGCGGGAGGAUUUCUCUUGCAAUUCCGCGAACAUUGCCGAUUGUAAGUCCUGCGAGGGAAGUUUCUGCAAUAAAGGAGCCUUUCCGGAGGAGCGACUGUGGUGUCAUCAGUGCAGUGGACAGGCGUGCGAGGAAAUCUCCCGGGGACAAACAGCGUUGCCUUGUUCCCUGCCGGCCAACGAGCCCGAGGAUCAAAAAAUGGCGUGCCUGGAGUACUUCGAUACUCAAAGUCAGAAGAUCGUUAGGGGAUGUCGUUCCAAUUCGGAGCUCUACUACGAAUGCCUUCUCAGGAGCAGCAACCACAUGUGUCGCUCGUGCCACACGGCUGCCUGCAACAAUAGUCCUGGUAGAGACUUAAGAGCUAGUUACGAGCUGGAAACCAACGGGCUGGCUCUGCUACACGGCAAGAGCUCCGCCAAUACCUUAAAAUACCACGGGUUUUGGUUGUUCUUUAGCGUUAUUUAUCUUAUGACUGGCUAACACUAAAAAUAUAAUAAAAUCAGCACUAAAAACCAA